Molecule: messenger RNA, 2579 nt
Organism: Leptonychotes weddellii (Weddell seal)
Lineage: Eukaryota; Metazoa; Chordata; Mammalia; Carnivora; Phocidae
Source: RefSeq, a predicted model, not a curated record
GAGCCGCGGGCAAGAGGGGAACUUUGUGGGGUACCAUGUCGACCGUGGUGGCUCAGUCGCUGCAUGUUUUUGGUCUUCGAUCCCACGUGGCCAACAAUAUCUUCUUCUUCGAUGAACAGAUCGUUAUAUUUCCUUCGGGAAAUCACUGUGUGAAAUACAAUGUGGAUCAGAAGUGGCAAAAAUUCAUUCCAGGCUCAGACAAGAGUCAGGGCAUGCUGGCCUUGUCCAUCAGUCCCAAUCGGCGAUACCUCGCUAUCUCCGAGACUGUGCAAGAAAAACCCGUCAUCACCAUUUAUGAACUGUCAUCCAUCCCUUGCCGGAAGCGCAAAAUCCUUAAUAAUUUUGACUUUCCCGUUCAGAGAUUUAUUAGCAUGGCUUUUUCUCCAGACUCCAAAUACCUGUUGACUCAGACAUCACCUCCAGAAUCAAACCUUGUCUAUUGGCUGUGGGAGAAACAGAAAAUCAUGGCUAUUAUUAGAACCGACUCUCAGAACAAUGCUGUCUACCAGGUGAGCUUCAAUCCUCAGGAUAACACUCAGGUUUGUGUCACUGGAAAUGGGAUGUUUAAGCUCCUCCGUUUUGCUGAGGGAACCCUGAAGCAAACCAAUUUUCAGAGGGGAGAACCCCAAAACUACCUAGCCCACACCUGGGUGUCUGAUGACAAGAUCAUCGUUGGCACUGAUACAGGCAGGCUCUUCCUCUUUGAAUCCGGAGAUCAGCGCUGGGAGACAAGUAUAAUGGUCAAGGAGCCCACCAGUGAGACCAAGAACCCGGGGAAGAUCCAGGAAUCAGAGAGCCUGAUCGAAUUUCCAACCAUCAGUUCCCCGGUCCCUUCCUAUGAACAAGUCAUGUUGGCCAGUAGCCACAGCCAGCUGGCCAUGCCCCAGGUGUUCGCCCUUGCAGCCUAUUCAAAGGGAUUCGCCUGUUCUGCUGGGCCAGGCAGAGUUUUACUGUUUGAGAAGAUGGAAGAGAAGGAUUUUUACCGAGAGAGCAGGGAAAUCCGGAUUCCUCUGGACCCACAGAGCAAUGAGCCAAGUCAGUCUGACAAGCAGGACAUCCUCUGCCUGUGCUUCAGUCCCUCAGAGGAAACCCUGGUUGCCAGCACCAGCAAGAACCAACUCUACAGCAUCACCAUGUCCCUGACAGAGAUCAGCAAGGCUCAGAUUAUGUUGGAGCUAAAGACUCGUGUGGAAGAAUUAAAAAUGGAAAAUGAGUAUCAGCUUCGACUGAAGGACAUGAACUACUCUGAGAAGAUUAAGGAGCUAACAGAUAAGUUCCUCCAGGAAAUGGAGUCCUUGAAAACGAAAAACCAGGUUUUAAGAACAGAAAAAGAAAAGCAGGAUGUGUCCCAUCGGGAACGCAUUGAGGACCUGCUAGACAAACAGAACCGUGAACUGCAGGACCUGGAAUGUUGCAACAACCAAAAGUUGCUUCUAGAAUAUGAGAAGUACCAGGAAUUGCAGCUCAAAUCCCAGAGGAUGCAGGAAGAGUAUGAAAAACAGCUUCGGGAUAACGAUGAGACCAAGAGCCAGGCCCUGGAGGAGCUGACUGAGUUUUACGAGGCCAAACUGCAGGAAAAAACCACCCUUCUGGAAGAGGCACAGGAAGAUGUCAGGCAGCAGCUGCGGGAGUUUGAAGAGACCAAGAAACAGAUUGAAGAGGAUGAAGACCGAGAAAUCCAAGAUAUCAAAACCAAGUACGAGAAAAAGCUUCGGGAUGAGAAGGAAUCAAACCUGCGGCUCAAAGGAGAAACGGGCAUCAUGAGGAAGAAGUUCAGCAGCCUGCAGAAGGAGAUCGAAGAGCGAACCAAUGACAUUGAGAGCCUGAAGGGGGAGCAGGUGAAGCUGCAAGGGGUCAUUAAGUCCCUGGAGAAGGACAUCCUGGGCCUCAAGCGGGAAAUCCAGGAAAGAGACGAGACGAUUCAAGAUAAGGAGAAGCGCAUCUAUGAUCUGAAAAAGAAAAACCAAGAACUAGAGAAAUUCAAGUUUGUACUUGACUACAAAAUAAAGGAGCUGAAGAAGCAAAUAGAACCACGAGAGAAUGAGAUCAAGGUGAUGAAGGAACAGAUUCAGGAGAUGGAAGCAGAACUGGAGCGUUUCCAUAAGCAGAACAUGCAGCUGGAGCUGAACAUCACGGAACUGUGGCAGAAACUACGAGCCACUGAUCAGGAGAUGCACAGAGAGAGACAGAAGGAGCGGGACUUGGAGGCGUUGGUCAAACGGUUUAAGACAGACCUUCACAACUGUGUGGCGUACAUUCAGGAACCCCGGCUCCUGAAGGAGAAGGUCCGAGCUCUCUUUGAGAAGUACGUGCAGCGGGCAGACAUGGUGGAGAUCGCAGGGCUGAACACGGACCUGCAGCAGGAGUAUGCCCGUCAGCGGGAGCACCUGGAGAGAAACCUGGCCACUCUCAAGAAGAAGGUGGUCAAGGACAGUGAGCUGCACCGCACUGAAUAUGUCCGCAUCAUGCAGGAUCCUUCAUCGGGCUGUGCGGAAAGCGCUGACCCCAUUAUGGCCGCCCCCACUUGCGCACAUUAUCAGGACUGCCAGUCAGGAUUCUACUGCCAGAUUUCUGUUUGA